GAAUACGAGGGCGGUAGAAAUGAGAGAAAUGAACGGCAUGGAGAUGGCAAAGCAAUACUGCCGAACCAUGAUACGUAUGAAGGGCACUACUGCAAUGGUCUAAGGAAUGGAAAAGGCUUCUAUAAGUUUAAAAAUGGAGCAAGAUACUUUGGAUAUUAUGCGGAAAAUCGCAAACACGGACCGGGUGAUUUUUACUAUUUGGAUGGUUCCGUUUACAAAGGAAAUUGGGCUGAUGACAAGAGAAAUGGUUUGGGAACCUAUUAUUACAUAAACGGGGACGUCUACGAGGGUGAAUGGCGAAACCACUUACGACACGGGCAGGGCAAGUAUACUUUCGCAGCCACUGGACUAGUCUAUUCUGGACUUUGGAAAGAGGGUAAAAUGGAUGGCUGGGGAGAACUUAUUCAUGAAAAAUAUAGAUUUGUUGGCAUUUGGAAGGACGGAAAACUCCUUGGGAAAGGCCGAUAUAUCUUUGACAAACUCAACUGCCAGCAAAUUGGCGAAUACGUCCUAACUCCCGCAGCUCCGGAAGAGAGACGACCAGACGACGAAGGUGGCAAUGUUACAAUUUCACGAUGGAAGGGUCAGACCAUUGAAAAAAUAAAGGAAGAGGAUAUGAAAUCUAAGACGCACACUGAGGCAGAUGCUACGCUCGAGGAGGAAGACGCUUUAGCUGAUGCCUCCAAUACUUCCCCUGUCGUUUACACAAAAGAGGAGGAGGAGGAGGACGCUUUAGGUGAUGCCUCAAAUACUUCCCCCAUUGUUUCAACAAAAGACGAAGAGGACGAGGAGGAGGAGGAAGCGCCGGUUGAUGCACAGGAUUUGGAAGAAGAAGAAGUCUGA
Molecule: messenger RNA, 843 nt
Organism: Dibothriocephalus latus
Lineage: Eukaryota; Metazoa; Platyhelminthes; Cestoda; Diphyllobothriidea; Diphyllobothriidae
Source: the annotation of a GenBank genome assembly